AAGGAUACGGAAGGGAGGAAGGGGUGAAACAACGCCCGGGAAAUGAAGCAAAUUACUUACUGACAUCUGGAAAUGUCAAGACAAUAUCUUUAAAGAUGUAUCAAGUUUUUGUCUUGCUCUGGGCAGCUUGCGCUCUACUAGUUUUGCAACUCGAAACUUCAUGAGUUCCCGCGGGCUGGGCCAAACACAGUCUUGAGCGAUAUGCAUCAGCUCCCCUGUCAAUCGGGUUACUUUGGGAGUUUUCUCGGGUUCAAAAGGACAGCAGAUGCCACGCCUUUUCUUUUAAUUCAACCUCUCAUCUCGACCGUCAAGUCUUCACUCAUACAUCUGAGCAUAAUACAUACUGAAGCCAAGAAGCGACCUCAACUAUGAGCAUUCCCGCGAAAAGGAAGGCAGCUUCGCCGGCACCUGAAACUCCGGCCCCCGCUGUGCCCAAGACGAAGACGCCGACUCCUGAUCCCGUAUCUCCUACUCCUGUGUCACCAACAGCUGCUGGUGAAGCCUCUGAGCCGGCUGAAAACUUCACUGGCGCACACUGGCUUCAACAAGGGUUACCGGAACCGGAUGAGACAGAUUCUACCCUAGGAAGUGACAUCGAGAGUUCGACUGCCUCAAUCUCCUCGAGCAUCCUCAACUACCGGACUAUUAACGGCCGAACCUAUCACAGCGAUGCAGUAACGAAUGGCGAAUAUUGGGGUCCCAAUGAUCCCAAGCACCUCGACGCCCUGGAACUCUUUGCGCAUGCUACCGAUCUGAUGAUCGGUGGAAAGCUGCACUUUGCGCCCAUCACAAAGGACAUCAAACAUACGAUCGACAUUGGCACAGGUAUAGGGCUGUGGGCAAUCGACUUCGCGGACGAAUAUCCCCAAUGUGAAGUUAUCGGCACGGAUAUUUCACCUGUCCAACCAAGCUGGUGCCCACCCAACCUAAGCUUCGAAAUCAACGACGCUUCUAAGGAGUGGACUUUCAAACCCGACCACUUCGACUACGUCCAUAUCCGAUUUUUGAAUGGUGCCAUCCCCGACUGGGCAGAGCUGUAUAAGCAGGCAUAUCGGGUUUGCAAGCCAGGCGGUUGGAUUGAACACCUCGACCUCUCAUCUGUUCCAGUCUCUGAUGACGACUCUAUUGCCAAGGGGUCAGCACUGGAGCAGUACGGGAUUUUGUUCAAGGAAGCUGGAAAGCGCCUAGGGCUAACCCAGACCAUCGCCGAGGAUAACCUGCAGGAAAAUGGGUUGAAGGCGGCUGGAUUCGUGAAUCUGGCGGUGAAGGAGUUCAAAAUGCCGGCCUCGCCUUGGCCACAGGACCAAAACUUGAAGAACGUUGGACUGUUCGUCAACACUGCAAUAUCUGGAGAUAUCGAGGGCAUCAUCCAGUACGUGUGCGGUAACGUUAUGGGAUGGUCGCAAGAAGAGAUGGCGAUCUAUAUAGCCCAUCUGCGUAAGGAGCUUAAAGACAAGAGCAUCCAUGGGUAUUGGAGGUGGAAGCUUGUGUAUGCUCAGAAGCCAUUGGAGUAAACUGCACGCACGGAAAAGAUAGCAUAGGACGGGAAGGGGGGCAACAAUUGAAGGAAGCAGAGAUAGGCUGAAUCUGAGGCGGUGAGAAGGGUUGCGGAUUGGUCUUUGAAUGUCCUCAAGAUAAAACCCUUCAAGAGAUAUCAGAUUUGGGUCAUCCACAUGAACUUGACUUGUAUUAUUUGGCUACAUACCUGAAGCGGACAAACGUGGACGUUUCUCAUCUUCAAUGUUGUCUAUCAACCCGUAUCGAGGUCUCUGGCUCUGAGUAUCAUACGUUCUCUUCUCAACUGUCUCGGAGUACUGUAACUCUCACGGGCGACACUGGCGCGUAUACACCUGCAC
Molecule: messenger RNA, 1856 nt
Organism: Neurospora tetraspora
Lineage: Eukaryota; Fungi; Ascomycota; Sordariomycetes; Sordariales; Sordariaceae
Product: S-adenosyl-L-methionine-dependent methyltransferase
Exons: 2
Coding region: 369-1514 (381 amino acids)
Molecular function (GO): methyltransferase activity
Source: RefSeq, a predicted model, not a curated record